Molecule: messenger RNA, 596 nt
Organism: Rhagoletis pomonella (apple maggot)
Lineage: Eukaryota; Metazoa; Arthropoda; Insecta; Diptera; Tephritidae
Product: WSCD family member GA21586
Molecular function (GO): sulfotransferase activity
Source: RefSeq, a predicted model, not a curated record
AAGAUGGCAAAAAUAAAGCAGAAUAUCGAAUAUAUGGAUUGACCGCAUUGGCAUCGUUUCCUGGAAGCGGCAACACUUGGCUUCGUUAUUUGUUGCAACAAGCGACAGGUAUUUUAACUGGUAGUGUUUACAAGGAUUAUGGACUACUGAAAACAGGAUUUCCAGCGGAAAAUAUUCGUAAUAACUCGGUAUUAUUGGUAAAAACACACGAAUUCGGCCCGAAAGCCUGGGAACCUUUUACUAAGGCAAUUUUACUAGUACGCGACCCAGAAAAGGCAAUUUUGGCAGAAUUUAAUAGACAAAGUGGCGGUCACAUUGGAUUUGCAUCUCCCGAUCGUUAUAAAAGAACUAAAGGAAAGUAUUGGCAGCAAUUCGUGCAUAAGAGCUUAAAACAGUGGGAGGCUACUUAUUUAAGUUGGGCUCAAGAUUUCUCAGGAAAUGUCAAAGUUGUUUUUUACGAAGAUUUGGUCGGGAACUUAGAAGCAGCGUUAAGAGGAGUUUUAAAGUUUUUAGAACUCCCUGUCAACGAGGUAAUAAUAAGUUUAUUUACUUAAACAAAUAUUAAACUCAUUUUAAGAAACGCAACUAAUGAAGAU